ACGCAAUAUGGUAGCUCCUUGGAUGGUUUGACUGUCCCAAGCAAAGGCUACUCAGCUCAUUUUGGGGCAGGCCAUGGACAUAUUCCUUCGAACACAUGAAAAAGUUGAUCCUAUGGAUCCUAUGGGUGGUCAUCGACAUAGCAAAGCCUGCCAGCGGCGAUCUUGCACAUGGACCAGCCGUGACAGCAGUAUGCCUUGGGGGGGUCAUGAAACGAGGUGAUACUGUGGUUGACAAUGCGGAUUCUGCCGAAGGCAAAUUUCAAGGGCACUAUAAGUUUGAAUUGCUGGACAGAUUUGUGUUUGAAGUCUUGAAUGCAGACGCGUUUUUCCACGUAACUGCACCACACAACUAUGUGGCCUCAGAUCGUCUCAAAAAGUAUAUAGCAACUUCAGAUCGAGUGCGCGCUUUUCAGUUGGAUAAUCGGUCGCACCCUCUUGCAUUUGCUGAACGCUUACGUCGUGGACACAGAAACAAGACGUUCCUGCCAUAUCUAGUACAAGGUCGUUCACCUGGGUCUCCCUUCAAGAAUCAAUACUUGAACGAACAGUGGGCAGAAUGCGUGCAUGCUGUUCGGGCUGCCGAACAGACGAGAGGUUUUGAGUACACCUACGUAGCCUUUGCGCGUAUUGAUCUUGCAUGGCAAGCUUACCACCCCAGCUUACAGAUGCUAGAAGCCACAAAAUGUGAGAAUUCCACGACUGUUUGGGCUGUGGCUGAAGAUGAUUAUGGUGGGGUCAUGGACAAAUACUUCAUCAUGGAAAGACCUGGUGCUGCCAUAAUUGAAAGUUUUGCUGACGUCUUAAACUCUUUCGAUAAGUUGGAAGCCGUUUAUCGCAUUGUGAGAGCGCAGACUUCUGUAUCUGCUUCUUUGCCCUGGAACUACGAACGUUUCUUGCUACACACUCUACGAGCUGCCGGGCGGUGCAUCCGCUACAUGGUGCCAGUUGUCGGUCACAGGCGGCUUUCAGUGGCUUUUGGAGACAUUUUGCACGAGGGCGGCACAUGGGAGGUUACACCUGCCGAUCCCUACCUGAAGAUGGGCUGGUGUGGAUAUCUUCCCAAAUAUUGUUGUGGCGGAAGGAGGGUGGAUUUUGGUGGUGAUCUCUCAUGUCUGUACAAUUUGUGGAGGUCUCACGGACGUUGUAGGCGCCACCGAGCUUUGGUGCAAGUGCCACGCUCCCCAGGAGAGCCAGCCUUGCCCCCAGGGUACGGCCUGAAGCCGAAAGAAACAGCUGAGUUUAAGCUGAGUCGUUCUGAAAGGUGCGUUCUUCGCACAUUCCAGCUACGAGCGUGUUGCCAGCAACCACACGUCCACCUCACCCUUCGACCCUCCAAACAAACAAUCCAAAAAUGGUCUAUGUCUCCAGAUGAUGUGGAUCCAGAGAUAGCUUCAACGCAUGAAUCGAGGUGGCAUUGUUUAUUUGAGGAUCCCAAUUGGAUUGCCGACAACAGAAAGAAACCAUGGAAUCUCAUUGGCGCAGCGCACUGCUAUGACUUGCAUUUGCUUUGACUUUGUCCCACAACAUGCCAGCCUUCUGAAAGUUGGACAUGAAAGCAGUGUCACGAAACGAUUCGAGAGGCAAGAGAUGCUCACCGACUAUUGAACGCACAGUAAAGAAGCAUCGACAUGAAUUCAGCUUCUGCAACUUGGGUCUGGGUCUCCUUUACUGUAGCGUUUCCGAGACUGGGAGCUGCACAUAGGUUCAGAAUGGUUCAGACAUGAUCGAGGUUAUUCCUUGAGACCCGGCAGUCAAAGGCACUGGUCUCCGAGCAUUUCUUCUAUUGGCCUCGGGCUAUUCGAUCUGUAAAGCAGACCGACAAGAUUGGCUGCUGC
Cladocopium goreaui is the source of this 1835-nucleotide messenger RNA. The record is from the annotation of a GenBank genome assembly. Lineage: Eukaryota; Dinophyceae; Suessiales; Symbiodiniaceae.